AUGUCUCGGCGAAAGCAGAGGAAACCCUAACAGUUAAUCUCGGACUGCAAAGGUCCCAGCGCGUCUGAGAACGGUGAUGCUAGCGAGGAGGACCACCCCCAAGUCUAUGCCAAGUGCUGCGCACAAUUCACUGAUCCAACUGAAUUCCUCGCCCACCAGAAUGCAUGUUCUACUGACCCCCCUGUAAUGGUGAUAAUUGGGGGCCAAGAGAAUCCCAACAACUCUUCGACCUCUUCUGAACCCCGGCCUGAGGGCCACAACAGUCCCCAGGUCAUGGAGGCCGAGCAAAGCAGCCCCUCGGAUUCCGGGUCCUCUGUACCCACAGAUCCCACCUGGGGCCCGGAGUCUUCAGGGCACUUCCUCGUUGCUGCCACAGGUACAGCAGCUGGGGGAGGUGGGGGCCGGAUCUUAGCCAGCCCUAAGCUGGGAGCAACUCCUUUACCUCCAGAAUCCACCCCUGCACCCCCUCCUCCUCCACCUCCUCCUCCGCCCCCAGGUGUAGGCAGCGGCCACUAGAACAUCCCUCUGAUCUUGGAAGAGCUCCGGGUACUGCAGCAGCUUCAGAUCCAUCAGAUGCAGAUGACUGAGCAAAUCUGCCGGCAGAUACUGCUGCUUGGCUCCUUAGGCCAGACAGUGGGCACCCCUUCCAGUCCCUCAGAGCUACCUGGGACAGGGACUGACUCCUCCACCAAGCCCUUGCUUCCCCUCUUCAGCCCCAUCAAGCCUGUCCAAACCAGCAACACACUGGCACCUUCCUCCACCUCCUCUUCCUCAGCGGUGGAAACACCCAAGCAGGCUUUCUUCCAUCUUUAUCAUCCACCGGGGUCACAGCAUCCUUUUUCUGCUGGAGGGGCCGGGCGAAGCCACAAACCCACCCCUGUCCCCUCCCCGGCCCUGUCAGGCAGCACGGAUCAGCUGAUUUCCUCGCCUCAUCUGGCAUUCCCAGGCACCACGGGACUACUGGCAGCACAGUGUCUUGGGGCAGCCCAGGGCCUUGAGGCUGCUGCCUCCCCAGGGCUCCUGAAGCCAAAGAAUGGAAGUGGUGAGCUGGGCUAUGGGGAAGUGGUGGGUCCCUUGGAGAAGCCUGGUGGACGGCACAAAUGCCACUUCUGUGUCAAAGUAUUUGGCAGUGACAGUGCCCUGCAGAGCCACCUGCGUUCCCACACAGGUGAGAGGCCCUAUAGGUGUAAUGUCUGUGGCAACCGCUUUACCACGCGUGGCAACGUCAAAGUGCAUUUCCACCGGCAUCGGGAGAAGUACCCACAUGUGCAGAUGAACCCUCACCCGGUGCCAGAGCAUCUAGACUACGUCAUCACCAGCAGCGGCCUGCCCUAUGGUAUGUCUGUACCGCCAGAGAAGGCCGAGGAGGAGGCGGCCGUGCCAGGCGCAGGUGUGGAACGCAAGCCUCUGGUGGCCUCCACCAAGGCCCUCAGUGCCACAGAGAGCCUGACGCUGCUCUCCACUGGUGCAGGCACAGCCACAGCUCCUGCACUCCCUGCUUUCAAUAAGUUUGUGCUCAUGAAAGCGGUAGAGCCAAAGAGCAAAGCUGACGAAAAUACCCCACCGGGGAGUGAGGGCUUAGCCAUCGCUGGGGUGACAGAAAGUGACACAGCGACCCGCAUGCAGGUAAGUAAGCUGGUGACCUCGCUACCCAGCUGGGCUCUGCUUACCAACCACUUUAAGUCCACCAGUAGCUUCUCCUUUCCUUAUGUGCUGGAGACCUUGGGGGCUUCACCCUCAGAGACAUCCAAGCUGCAGCAACUGGUAGAAAAGAUUGAUUGUCAAGGAGCCUUGGCAGUGGCCUCUACUGCCUCGGGAGCCCCCACCACCUCUGCCCCUGCAGCUUCGUCCUCAGCCUCGUCUGGACCUAACCAGUGUGUCAUUUGUCUCCGGGUGCUAAGCUGUCCUCGAGCACUGCGCCUGCAUUACGGCCAACAUGGAGGUGAGCGGCCCUUCAAAUGCAAAGUGUGUGGCAGAGCUUUCUCUACCCGGGGCAGUCUGUGUGCACAUUUCGUGGGCCAUAAGGCGAGUCCGGCUGCCCGGGCCCAGAACUCCUGCCCCAUUUGCCAGAAGAAGUUCACCAAUGCUGUUACUCUGCAGCAGCACGUUCGGAUGCACCUGGGGGGCCAGAUCCCCAAUGGUGGCACCACGCUCCCUGAAGGCGGGGAAGCUGCCCAGGAGAACGGCUCUGAGCAAUCUACAGCCUCUGGGGCAGGGAGCUUCCCCCAGCAGCCAUCCCAGCAGCCAUCCCCUGAAGAGGAGUUGUCCAAGGAGGACGAAGAGGACGAAGAAGAGGAGGAAGAUGUGACGGACGAAGAUUCCCUGGCAGGGAGAGGCUCCGAGAGUGGAGGUGAGAAGGCGAUAUCAGUGCGGGGUGAUUCAGAAGAGGCCUCCGGGGCAGAGGAGGAAGUGGGGACUGUGGCGGCCGUGGCCACAGCUGGGAAGGAGAUGGACAGUAAUGAGAAAACGAUUCAACAGCCUUCUCUGCCGCCACCGCUGCCACCACCACCUGACAGCCUGGAUCAAACACAGCCAAUGGAGCAGGGAGGCAGCGAUGUUGCAGGAGGCACAGAAGAGGGGGGCAGACCUGAGAGGAGCUCCAGCCCAGCGGUAGCGCUGGCCCUAGAAGGGGGAGGCGGCAGCACCACCUUGGUGGAGGAGCUGAGCCUGCAGGAAGCGGUGAGGAAGGAGCCAGGAGAGAGCAGUAGCAGGAAGGCCUGUGAGGUGUGUGGCCAGACCUUUCCCACCCACGCAGCUGUGGAGGAGCAUCAGAAGACCCACCCCAAGGAGGGGCCGCUCUUCACUUGUGUUUUCUGCAGGCAGGGCUUCCUCGAGCGGGCCACGCUCAAGAAGCAUAUGCUGCUGGCUCACCACCAGGUACAGCCCUUUGCCCCCCACAGCCCUCAGAAUAUUGCUGCUCUUUCCUUGGUCCCAGGCUGCUCACCCUCCAUCACUUCUCCAGGGCUCUCCCCCUUCCCCCGAAAAGAUGACCCCACAAUCCCAUGGCCCGAGUUCCAGCUCCAGCUCCAUCUCCACUACCACUUCAGGCCCCACACCACCAGUGCUGUUUGGCCCAGGAACUGUGGCUGGGAAGUUGCCUCCAGCAAUGGAAUUCAGAGAAGCCACGGAGAAGAGAAUCCCCCCUCUCCUCUUUUGGCCUCUUGCAUCCAAGACAUUGCCUGA
Hippopotamus amphibius kiboko is the source of this 3183-nucleotide messenger RNA. Its product is annotated as sal-like protein 2. NCBI's taxonomy places the organism in Eukaryota, Metazoa, Chordata, Mammalia, Artiodactyla, Hippopotamidae. The record is from RefSeq and is a predicted model, not a curated record. Gene Ontology annotation, molecular function: DNA-binding transcription factor activity, RNA polymerase II-specific; RNA polymerase II cis-regulatory region sequence-specific DNA binding. Gene Ontology annotation, cellular component: nucleus. Gene Ontology annotation, biological process: regulation of transcription by RNA polymerase II.